Messenger RNA from Sinocyclocheilus anshuiensis, 1077 nucleotides. RefSeq names its product butyrophilin subfamily 1 member A1-like. Gene Ontology annotation, molecular function: protein binding. The record is from RefSeq and is a predicted model, not a curated record. The transcript is spliced from 5 exons. Lineage: Eukaryota; Metazoa; Chordata; Actinopteri; Cypriniformes; Cyprinidae.
AUGGCGGCGGAAAUGGACCGGAACUGCUGCGUUGCUGAGGUGGCGGCGAAGCAGAUCAGCCGAGCAGAGAGGUCUCAGUCCAGCUGCGAGGCAUGUCAACAGCGAGCAGGCUUUGGGAUCAGCGUAGAGGAGGAGAAGAAAUCUGAGAAUCCUGCUCCAGAGCAGUAUGAAGUAGUGGGACCUGCAGAGCCUGUAUUUGCUGUCGCUGGUGAAGAUGCAAUUCUGCCCUGUUCAGUCAAACCCAGCAUCAGUGUUGUGGACAUGAGAGUGGAGUGGUUUAGACUCGACCUGAAAGACUCACAACCAGUGCAUCUCUACGAGGAUCACGAAGACAGAAACACAGAUCAGAUUCAGUCCUACAGAGGAAGAACAAAACUGAUUCAUCAAGAACUGCAGAGAGGAGACGCAUCACUCAAACUCUCAUCAGUCCGAGUCUCUGAUGAAGGACUUUAUAAGUGUUUUAUUCAGUCCAGAUCCUGGUAUGAUGACGCCACUGUUAAUGUCAGAGUUGAAGCUCUCACACAUUUAAGAACACACUCGGUGAAUGUGAUUCUGGAUGGCGAUACGGCUCAUCCACGUCUCAUCGUGUCUGAUGAUGGCAAACAAGUGAGGGAAGGAAGGACACGACGGGAAGCAGUGGAUGGGAAAACAGACAGAUUUAAUUAAUAUCGUGGUGUUCUGGGGAAGGAUGGAUUCAGCUCAGGGUGUUUUUACUUUGAGGUGCAGGUGAAGGGUCAAACUAAGUGGUAUUUAGGAGUGGCCAGAGAAUCUGUGAUCAGGAAGGGCUGGAUCCGUCUGAGCUCUGUGAAUGGAUGCUGGACUGUGAGUCUGUAUAAUGGAAAGUAUCGGGCUCGUGAGUCGUCAUAUGUGCUUCUUUCUCUGAGUGUGGCUCCUCAGAGGGUCGGUGUGUUUGUGGAUUAUAGCGAGGGUCUCGUCUCUUUCUAUGACGUGGAGUCCAUGUCUCAUAUCUACUCUUUCACUAAUCAGUCUUUUAAUGAGAAACUCUAUCCAUUUGUUUGUUUGGGGUAUUAUUGGAAUAAAAACUCUACACCAUUGAUCAUCUGUGAUGAUUACUAA